CCUUUUUCAUCAGCUAGGGACAAGUGAGAGAGAGGCAAGCAACAGCAUCCUAGUCCCAAGUGCACCUCCAUCUGCCCGGCUUCACGAGGAGCUGGCCAGACCAGCGGGGACCGUGCAUCAGAAUGUGGAGAGCACUGCUCGCCAAACUUGUAGUUGUACUUUUUUUAUGUUCACUUUCAAGUCACGCACAAGAAUGUGCGACGGGACAGUUCCGUUGUGGGACAGGACGCUGCAUACCACAGGACUGGCGAUGUGACGGGGCGUCAGACUGCACAGAUGACUCGGACGAGGCUGGCUGCCCUGAAGCUACGUGUGAGCAGGGUCAGUUUCGGUGUUUGAGUGACCAAGAGUGUAUUCCCAGCCUAUGGCUGUGUGACGAUGAGGAGGAUUGCGAGGACGGCUCAGAUGAGCGACAGAACUGCCCUACACGGACAUGCACCAGCGGCCACUUCAGGUGCUCCAGUGGGGUGUGCAUGCCCGAGGAGUACAGGUGUGACCACGUGUUGGACUGCCACGACGGCGAGGAUGAGCGGGACUGCCACUACCCUGAGUGUACGGAGCUGAGCUGUGCCAACGGUGCCUGCUACAAUCGGAGCCAGCACUGCGACCAGUCGCUGGACUGCCGGGACGGGUCAGACGAGGCCAACUGCACACAACGGUGCAGCAGUGGCAUGUUGGAGUGUGCCAACGGAGCGUGUAUCCCGCGGCGAUAUGUCUGCGACCAUGACGACGACUGCGGGGAUCGGAGCGACGAACAGAACUGCACGUACCCCACCUGUAGAGGGUCCUACUUCACCUGCCCCAGUGGUCGCUGUAUUCACCAGGUGUGGCUGUGCGACGGCGAGGACGACUGUGAGGACAAUGCCGACGAAGUGGGCUGUGAUGCGGUCCCUCGGGAGUGCUACCCGGGCGAGUGGCCCUGCCCCUCCUCAGGGGUGUGUAUCCCCCUCCAGCAGCUUUGUGAUGGCACCGCCCACUGCCCCGGGGGAGAGGACGAGACCAACAGCACCGUCGGACGCAACUGCAGUAUCUGGCGUUGCGCCUCUCUGAGCUGUGAGCACCGCUGUCACAAGUCCCCCGAGGGGGGCACCUGCACCUGCCCCGCCGGAUACGUGGUCAGCAGCAACGACAGCCGCUCCUGCAUCGACUUUGACGAUUGUAAGAUGUGGGGUGUGUGUGACCAGCUGUGUGAGGACAGGAUGGGCACCCACCGCUGCAGCUGCCAGGAGGGCUACGUGCUGGAGCAGCACCGCCACUGUCGAGCCAGCACCUCCUCUGGUGCUCCCUCCCUGGUCUUCUCCAACGGCCGAGACCUGCUGAUUGGGGACACCCACGGGAACAACCUGAGGACUCUGGUCGCCUCCCAGAACAGAGGGGUGGCUGUCGGAGUGGACUUCCACUAUCAGAGCCAGCGCAUCUUCUGGACUGACACCAUUCAGAAUAAGGUGUUUUCAGUGAAAAUGGACGGUUCAGACCUACAGGUGGUCUUAAAUAUAUCAGUUGACUACCCCGAGAACCUGGCUGUGGACUGGGUGAACAAUAAACUGUAUGUGGUGGAGGCCAGUGUCAACAGGAUCGACAUGCUGGACUUCGACGGGAGCAACCGCGUGACCCUGAUCGCGGAGAAUCUGGGAAACCCUAGAGGCCUGGCAGUGGACCCUACAGUCGGGUUCAUGUUCUUCUCCGACUGGGACUCUUUGAAUGGGGAGCCUGGACUGGAGAGGGCCUACAUGGACGGGACUAACCGGUACGGCAUCAUCAGAUCCAAGCUGGGCUGGCCCUCGGGGAUCACUCUGGACAUCGAGGCCAAAAGACUCUAUUGGGUGGACAGCCGCUAUGACUACAUCGAAACCACCACCUACGAUGGUCUGCACAGAAAAACAGUGGUGCAUGGAGGCUCCAUCAUUCCACACCCGUUUGCCAUCAGCCUGUUUGAGAGUACCGUCUACUACACCGACUGGACCAAGAUGGCUGUCAUGAAAGCGAAUAAGUUCAGCGACACCAGUCCGCAAGUGGUGUACACCACGGCCCAGACGCCUCGUGGAGUGGCAGUCAUUCACCCAUACAGACAGCCACAUGUGAGCAACCCUUGUGGGGCAGACAGAGGUGGCUGUGAGCACAUCUGUGUUCUGAGUCACAGGACAGAUAAUGGAGGUCUGGGCUAUCGCUGCAAAUGCCGCAUGGGCUACGACCUCCAUGCUGAUGGCAAACGCUGCGUUGUUGUUAGGCAGUUCCUGCUCUUCUCCAGUCAGCUGGCAGUGAGAGGGAUCCCCUUUAACCUGUCUGCACAGGAGGACGUCAUCCUGCCCAUUACAGGCACCCCCUCCUACUUUGUCGGGGUGGACUUCAGUGCCGAGGAUGACGCCAUAUUUUUCUCGGACACUGCCAAAGACAUCAUCUACAAGCAGAAUGUGGACGGAACUGGCCGGGAGGUGCUGGCCGCCAACCGGGUGGACAGCGUGGAGGACCUGGCUUACGACUGGAUUUCAAAGAACCUGUACUGGACCGACCCGCGCUACCGCAGCAUCUCGGUCAUGAAGCUGGCCGACAAGUCCAGACGGGCCAUCGUCCGGAACCUCAACAACCCGCGGGCCAUCGUGGUGCACCCAGUUGUGGGAUACAUUUUCUGGACAGACUGGUACCGUCCGGCGAAGAUUAUGCGCGCCUGGUGUGACGGGUCACAUGCCCUGUCAAUUGUAAACACAACUCUUGGCUGGCCUAAUGGCCUGGCCAUCGACUGGAGCUCUCAGCGCCUCUACUGGGUGGACGCCUUUUUCGACAAGAUCGAGCACAGCUCGUUUGACGGGCAGGACCGGCAGUCCCUGGACCGCAUCACCCAGAUCUCCCAUCCCUUUGGACUGACCAUAUUUGGAGGUUAUGCAUACUUCACCGACUGGAGGCUGGGUGGGAUCGUGCGAGUUCGCAAGACGGACGGGGGAGAGAUGGUGGUUAUCAGAAGGGGCAUCAGUCGCAUCAUGCACGUCAAAGCUUUCAACUCCAACUCCCAGAUUGGUGGUAAUUUCUGUAACAGACAGACCAACCCUAACGGGGACUGCAGCCAUUUCUGUUUCCCGGCCCCGGACUCCCAGCGGGUGUGCGGCUGCCCGUACGGCAUGAAGCUGGGGCCCGACCAGCGGACGUGUGUGGACGACCCCACCAACGAGCCGCCCACGCUGCAGUGCGGCGCCAACUCCUUCUCCUGCACCAACGGGAAGUGUGUGCCCCAGAGCUACCACUGCGAUGGCGUGGACGACUGCUAUGACCAGAGCGACGAGGCCGGCUGCGGGACACACAACACCACCUGUUCACCCACGGCCUUCACGUGUGCCAACCAACGGUGCAUACCCAGGAACUGGCGAUGCGAUGGGCACAAUGAUUGCUCCGAUGGCAGCGACGAGCGCGCCUGCCCCACCCAGGUCCCGGGCACCUGCCAGGCUGACCAGUUCACCUGUGCCAACCACCGCUGCAUCCCCCAAACCUGGCGCUGCGACACAGACAAUGACUGCGGAGAUGGCUCCGACGAGGCUGACUGCGACUUCCAGGGCACAUGCCACCCUGACCAGUUCCAGUGCCCAGACCACCGGUGCAUUGCCCCUGCGUACGUGUGCGACGGAGACCGGGACUGUGCGGACGGAGCUGAUGAGCAAGGCUGUGUGUACAAUUGUACUGCCUACGAGUUCAAGUGUGCCAAUGGGCAUCAAUGUGUGAACUCCUUCUACCGCUGUGAUGGGGUCCAUGACUGCAAUGACCGAUCAGACGAAGCAGGCUGUCCCACGAGGCCCCCUGGCAUGUGCCACCAUGAGACGGAGUUCCAGUGCCAGUCUGACGGCAGCUGUGUGCCCUCGUCCUGGGAGUGCGACGGCCACGCAGACUGCGCCGACGGCUCGGACGAGCACCACGGCUGCCCGCCGCGCACCUGCACCUCCUCGCAGUUCCGCUGCGACAACGGCAACUGCGUGUUCCGCGGCUGGGUGUGCGACGGUGACAACGACUGCCGCGACAUGAGCGACGAGCGCGACUGCCCCACGCCGCCCUUCCGCUGCCCCAGCUGGCAGUGGCAGUGCCCGGGCCACAGCGUCUGCGUCAAUCUGAGCCGCGUCUGCGACAACGUGCCCGACUGCCCCAAUGGCGCCGACGAGUCGCCCCUCUGCAAUGAACCUCUACCAGACCAGGAGAGCUGCACGGACAACAACGCGGGCUGCACCGACGGCUGCAUCCAGGGCCCGUUUGGCGCCCAGUGCACCUGCCCUAUGGGCUUCCAGCUGACCAACGACUCCAAGACGUGCGAGGACAUCGACGAGUGCCAGCCGCGGGGCCUCUGCAGCCAGCACUGCUUCAACGAGAGGGGCUCCUUCAGGUGCCACUGCCAGGACGGCUACACACUGGAGGACGACCAGCGCACCUGCAAAGUCUCAGGUUUAAGGGAGACAUUCCUGUUGGUUGCCAGUCGAAAUCAAAUCAUAUCGGAUGACAUUUCAUCCCAGCCCAAUGUUGUCCGUUCCCUGGUGCGUGAUGGACGCAACAUUGUGGCUGUGGACUUCGACUCGGCCACUGACCGUGUCUACUGGUCGGACACGACGCAAGACAGGAUCUGGAGUGCCCACAAGAACGGCAGCGACAGGACUGUUAUCUUUGACAGUGGCGUGACAGUCACAGAGAGUAUUGCAGUAGACUGGGUGGGCAGGAACCUUUAUUGGACAGACUAUGUGCUGGAGACAGUGGAAGUGGCCAAGCUGGACGGAUCGCACAGGACUGUGCUGGUCAGCCAGAACAUCACCAACCCCAGAGCCCUAGUGCUGGACCCCAGAAACGGGUUCCACCUGAUGUUCUGGACUGACUGGGGGAGAAACCCACGUAUUGAGCGGGCCAGCAUGGACGGGAAAAUGAGGACCACAAUCAUAAGCAAGAAACUGUACUGGCCCAAUGGACUGACCAUUGACUACCCCAACAACCUUCUCUAUUUUGCUGAUGCCUACUUGGACUUUAUUGACUUCUGUGAUUACGACGGGAACAAUCGGAAGCAAGUGCUAGCUAGUGACCUGGUACUGCAACAUCCCCACGCAAUUACCAUUUUUGAGGAUUUUGUGUAUUGGACCGACAGAUACGUCAACCGUGUGAUCCGCGCCCAUAAGUGGCACGGGGAGAACCAGACAGUGAUGCUCUACAAUCUCCCCCAGCCCAUGGGCCUCGUGGCAGUGCACCCGGCCAGGCAGCCCGCAGGUGAUAACCCGUGCCAGGCGAGUCCCUGCACACACAUCUGCCUCCUCUCCACCGUGGGCCCCCGCUUCUACUCCUGCGCCUGCCCCUCGGGCUGGACGCUGGCUGCUGACCAGCUCACCUGUGCCAGAGUGGAGGAUCCCUUCCUGGUGGUCGUCCGUGACAGUAUCAUCUAUGGAAUCCCCCUCAACCCUGAUGACAAGAGCAACGAUGCCAUGGUGCCGGUGGCUGGUCUCCAUAACGGAUACGACGUGGACUUUGACGACUCGGAGGAGAUGAUCUACUGGGUGGAGCACCCGGGGGAGAUCCAUCGGGUGAAGUCAGAUGGCAUGAACAGGACAGAGUUUGCCCCUGCGGCCAUUUUGGGCUCCCCAGUGGGAUUGGCUCUGGACUGGAUGACUCAGAACCUCUACUACACAAACCCAUCCUCCCAGUCCAUAGAGGUCCUGAGGCUGAGAGGGGAAGUGCAGAACAGGAAGACGCUGAUCACCAACAACGGCUCUCCCACCGGUGCUGGCACGCCCACUGGCAUCGCGGUGGACCCGGCACGCGGGAGGAUGUACUGGACUGACCAGGGCACGGAGAGCGGCAUCCCAGCUAAGGUGGCGGCCGCUAACAUGGACGGCUCUGACCCCAUCAACCUCUUCACGACCAGCCUGGACCACGUGGAGUUCAUCACCAUUGACAUCAAAGAAAACAAGCUCUACUGGGCCGUCACCUCAACUGGAGUGAUUGAGCGCGGCGAUCCAGAUGGGACAAACCGCAUCACUAUGGUUACUGGGCAGUCGCACCCCUGGGGCGUGGCUGUGCAUGAGUCCUUCCUGUACUUCACUGAUCGGGAUUAUGAGGUGAUCGAGCGUGUGGACAAGGCCACGGGCGCCAACAGGGUGGUGCUGCGGGACAACGUGUCCGGCCUGAGAGUGCUGAAGGUGCACUACAGAGACAUGUCGGCCGGCACGUCUAACGGCUGCAGUAACAACCAGGCGGUGUGCGAGCAGCUGUGCCUGCCACGGCCGGGCGGCCUCUUCAGCUGCGCCUGCUCCACGGGCUUCCAGCUCAACGCCGACAACCGCACCUGCGCCCCCUACCAGUCCUACGUGGUCCUCUCCAUGCUCACCUCCAUCAAGGGCUUCAGCCUGGAGGGCUCCGACCACUCGGAGGCCAUGGUACCUGUAGCGGGCAGAGGUCGUAAUGCUCUGCAUGUGGAUGUGCAUAUGCCCUCUGGCUUCCUGUACUGGUGUGACUUCAGCAGCACGGUGCCGUCUCAGAACGCCAUUCGCCGCAUCAAGCCAGACGGCUCAGGCUUCCGCAGCAUUGUCACGUCCGGCAUCGGCCGUAAUGGCAUCAGAGGCAUCGCCGUGGACUGGGCUGCAGGAAACCUGUAUUUCACCAACGCCUUCUUCACGGAAACGUACAUCGAGGUGGUCCGUCUGAACACCACCUUCCGGCGUGUGCUUCUGAAGACCCAGGUGGACAUGCCUCGCCACAUUGUCGUGGACCCCAGAAACCGCUACCUGUUCUGGGCCGAUUACGGCCAGAGCCCCAAGAUUGAGAGGGCCCUGCUGGAUGGCACCAACCGCACCGUGCUGGUCUCCUCUGGCAUCAUCACACCCCGCGGCCUGGCCCUGGACCGGCAGAGUGGCUACGUGUACUGGGUGGACGACUCACUGGACAUGAUCGCCCGCGUGCGGCCUGAGGGUGGCGAGACGGAGAUUGUGCGCUACGGCAGCCGCUACCCGACCCCGUACGGCCUCACCGUCUUCCAGGAGAGCGUCAUCUGGGUGGACCGAAACCUCAAGAAGGUCCUACGGGCCAGCAAGCAGCCCGGGCACACCGAGCAGCCCGAGGCUAUCCGAGACAACCUGGGCAUGCUAAGGGACGUGACGGUGUUCGACCAACGCAUGCAGCCCAGCUCACCCCAGGAGCUCAACCACAACCCCUGCCUGGAGGCCAACGGCGGCUGUGCCCACUUCUGCUUCGCCAUGCCGGACUCCCAGACCAAGCAGUGCGGCUGCGCCUUCGGUAGCCUGGCGGCGGACGGCAUAACCUGCGCGGUGUCGCGCGAGGACUACCUCAUCUACACCACCGAGAGCACGGUGCGGAGCCUGCGGCUGGACCCCGAGGAUCACGCGCUGCCCUUCCCCGUGGUCAAUGUGCCCCGCACCUCUGUGGCCCUGGAUUACGACCGUGCUGAUGGCAGAAUCUACUUCACGCAGAGCUCCGGCGCAGGACACAGCAAGAUCAGCUACCUGAGCCUGUCCUCCCCCACCUCCCCAGCCAUCGUGGUAGCCUCAGAUCUGGGAGCCCCUGAUGGCGUUGCUUAUGACUGGAUCAAUAAGAGGAUCUACUACAGUGACUACAUCAACCAGACCAUCAACUCCAUGGCUGUGGAUGGCUCCCAGAGGACCAUCAUCGCACGUGUGCCUCGGCCCAGGGCCAUCAUGGUGGAUCCCUGCAGAGGGUACAUGUACUGGACAGACUGGGGGACCAAUGCCAAGAUUGAGCGUGCUACCUUGGGUGGAAACUUCCGGACGGAGCUAGUAAACUCCAGCCUUGUCUGGCCCAAUGGACUAACACUGGACUACGAAGAGCAGAGACUCUAUUGGGCUGACGCCAGCUUACAGAAGAUCGAGCGCUGCUCCCUCACUGGCGCCAACAGAGAGGUGAUCGUGAGCACGGCCAUCUACCCCUUUGCCAUGACCCUCUACGACCAGCACAUCUUCUGGACAGACUGGAACACGCGCAGCAUCUACCGCGCCAACAAGCACGAUGGCGCUGACCAGCGGGUCAUGAUCCAGAACCUGCCGUCGCGGCCCAUGGACCUCCACGUGCUGUCCAACAGCAGGCAGCAGCAGUGCACCAGCCCCUGCCAGCAGUUCAAUGGAGGCUGCAGCCACAUCUGCACACCAGGGCCACAGGGUGCAGAGUGCCAGUGCCCAUCGGAGGGACGUUGGUAUCUGGCUGACAACAAACACUGCAUCCCGGACAACGGUACCCGGUGCCUGCCAGGGCAGUUUACGUGCAUGAAUGGGCGCUGCAUCAAUGCCCAGUGGAAGUGUGACAAUGACAACGACUGUGGGGACGGCAGCGACGAGCUGGAGAGAGUCUGUGCCUUCCACACCUGUGAUCCGACGGUGUUCACCUGUGGGAACGGCCGCUGUGUGCCGUACCACUACCGCUGUGACCACUACAACGACUGCGGGGACAACAGCGACGAGGACGGCUGCCUGUUCCGGCCCUGCGACGCCAACACAGAGUUCGCCUGCAACAACGGCCGCUGCGUCGCCAAGGAGUACGUCUGCAACGGCAUCAACAACUGCUUCGAUAAUGGCACCUCCGAUGAAAAAAACUGUCCUGAGCGCACCUGCCAGCCUGAACAGACCAAGUGCCAGAGCACCAACAUCUGCAUCCCGCGCUCCUACCUGUGUGAUGGGGACAAUGACUGUGGGGAUAUGAGCGACGAGAGUCCCACACACUGUGCCACGUCCACCUGUGGGCAGAACGAGUUCCGCUGCUCCAGCGGCCGCUGCAUCCCAGCGCACUGGUACUGCGACGGGGGCACUGACUGCACAGAUGGCUCAGACGAGCCCUCCUCCUGCACCACUAUGCAGAGGACGUGCAACACAGAACAGUUCCGCUGCGACGACGGCCGCUGCAUCGCCUCCUCGUGGCUCUGUGACGGAGACAACGACUGCGGCGACAUGAGUGACGAGGACCAGAGACACAGCUGCGCCAAUCGCUCGUGCUCCGCCACGGAGUUCACCUGCGCUAACAACCGGCCCCCGCAGAGGAAGUGCAUCCCGCGCGACUGGGUGUGUGACGGUGACGCGGACUGCGCCGACGCUCUGGACGAGCACCAGAACUGCACCCGCAGGUCUUGCAGCGCCAAUGAGUUCUCCUGCAGCAACGGCCUGUGCAUUCGCAGCUCCUACAGGUGUGACCGGCGGAAUGACUGUGGGGAUGGCAGUGACGAGCAGGGCUGCACCUACCCGGCCUGCCAGCAGCACCAGUUCACCUGCGAGAACGGACGCUGCGUGUCACGCGACUUCGUCUGCGACGGCGACAAUGACUGCGGGGACCAGUCCGACGAGCUGGACAGCCUGUGCCGGACCCCGGCCCCCACCUGCCCGCCUGGCCAGUUCAGGUGUGAAAACGCCCACUGUAUUGCCAUGGUGAAAGUGUGCGACCACACAGACGACUGCUCGGACAACAGCGACGAGAAGGGCUGUGGCAUUAACGAGUGCACAGACACCAGCAUCCACGGCUGCGACCACAACUGCACCGACACGCUCACGGGCUUCCUGUGCACGUGCCGGCCGGGUUACCGCCUCAUGUCGGACGGCCGCACGUGCGACGACAUCGACGAGUGCGGGGAGACACCGGGAGUGUGCAGCCAGGUGUGCGAGAACACGUUGGGCUCGUACAUGUGCAAGUGUGCGCCGGGCUUCCUGCGCGAGCCCGACGGCCACACCUGCCGCCAGAACAGCGGCAUCGCGCCCUACCUGCUCUUCAGCAACCGCUACUACCUGCGCAACCUGUCCACUGACGGCCAGGCCUACUCACUGGUGCUGCAGGGCCUGACCAGCGUUGUGGCCCUGGACUUUGACCGCGUGGAGAGCCGCAUCUACUGGGUGGACGUGAGCAAGCGUGUGGUGGAGCGUAUGUUCUAUAACGGCACGGUCAGGCAGACGGUGCUGAACGGACUGCCCCAUGCCGAGGGUCUGGCUGUGGACUGGGUGGGGAGGAAGCUCUACUGGGUGGACAGCUUCCUGGACUGUCUGAAGGUGUCCGAACUGGAUGGGCGUUACGUGAGGAGGCUGGCUGAGCACUGCGUGGACCCCAACAACACCUACUGCUUCGACAACCCGCGCGCCAUCGUGUUGCAUCCCAAAUACGGGUAUGUGUACUGGACAGACUGGGGCGAGAGAGCUUUUAUCGGUCGAGUGGGAAUGGAUGGCAACAACAAGUCCGCCAUCAUCACCACUAAGCUCGAGUGGCCCAACGGGAUCACCAUAGACUACACCAACGACCAUCUGUACUGGUCAGAUGCUCACCUCAACUACAUCGAGUACUCGGACCUGGACGGCCACCACCGCCACACGGUGUACGACGGCGUCCUGGCGCACCCGUUCGCUCUGACUGUGUUCGAGGACUACGUCUACUGGACAGACUGGAACACGCGCACCGUGGAGAAGGGCAAUAAGUACGACGGCAGCGAGCGGCUCAUGCUGGUCAACACCACACACCGGCCCUUCGACAUCCACGUCUGCCAUCCGUACAGGCAGCCCAUCGUGACCAACCCGUGCGCGGUGAACAACGGUGGCUGCUCCCACCUGUGCCUGCUGCGUGCCGGAGGCCAUGGCGGCCACACCUGCGAGUGCCCCGACCACUUCCUGACCGUGCAGCUGGGCGGCGUGUCCCGAUGCCUGCCCAUGUGCAGCAGCACGCAGUACCGCUGUGCCAACAACGAGCGCUGCAUCCCCAUCUGGUGGAAGUGUGACGGGCAGGCGGACUGCAGAGACGGCUCGGACGAGCCCUCCACCUGUCCCGUGCGCCACUGCCACCUCGGUCAGUUCCAGUGUGCCGACGGCAACUGCACCAGCCCUCACUUCCUCUGCAACGCCCACGAGGACUGCCAGGACGGCUCCGAUGAAGACCCUGUACUGUGUGCCACGCACGAGUGUGAGUCGCACCAGUGGCAGUGCUCCAACAAGCGCUGCAUCCCCGAGGCGUGGCAGUGCGACGGAGAGAACGACUGUGGCGACGGCUCGGACGAAGCCCCCGCUCACUGCUCCAGCCGCACCUGCCGGCCCGGCCAGUUCAAGUGCCGCAACGGCCGCUGCAUCCCCCAGACCUGGAAGUGCGACGUGGACGAUGACUGUGGCGACAACUCAGACGAGCCACUGGACGAGUGCAUGGGGCCAUCCUAUCGCUGUGACAACCACACGGAGUUCAGCUGCAGGACUAACUACCGCUGUGUACCACUGUGGGCCAUGUGCAACGGACAUGACGACUGCAGGGACAACAGCGACGAACAGAACUGCCACGAGGUGACCUGCGACCCGGCAGGAGAUUUCCGCUGUGACAACCACCAGUGCGUCCCGCUGCGUUGGAAGUGCGACGGCGACAACGACUGUGGAGACGGCUCCGAUGAACGCAACUGCAGUCCGCGCGAGUGCACGGAGAGCGAGUAUCGCUGCGACAAUCUGCACUGCAUUCCGGAGCGCUGGGUGUGUGACCAUGACAACGACUGCGAGGAUAACUCGGAUGAAAGGGACUGUGAUCUCCGGGCCUGCCACCAAGGCUACUUCCAGUGUGGCAGCGGGCACUGCAUCGCCGAGCGCUUCAAGUGUGACGGGAACGCCGACUGCCUGGAUUUCACUGACGAGACCUCCUGCCCCACCCGCUAUCCUAACGGCACCUAUUGCCCUCCCUUCCUGUUUGAGUGCAAGAACCACGUGUGUGUGCAGCCACACUGGAAAUGUGACGGGGACAACGACUGUGGAGAUGGAUCAGAUGAGGAGCUCCACCUCUGCCUGGACAUUGAGUGUGAGCCUCCGUUCCGUUUCCGUUGUGACAACAACCGCUGCAUCUACAGCCAUGAGCUCUGCAACUCCGUCAACGACUGUGGAGAUGGCACAGAUGAGAGACCAGAGAACUGUGUGGCCCCCACCCAGGGACCCUGCUCCCCAGACGAGUUCAAGUGUGGUAACGGCCAGUGCAUCCCCCUGCAGUAUGCCUGUGACGACUAUGACGACUGCGGGGACCACACCGAUGAGCUGGGCUGCAACGUUGGCAGUGGCCGCUCCUGCAGUGAGAACCUGUGUGAGCAUAACUGCACCGACCUGCCUGGAGGAGGAUUUCUGUGCUCCUGUCGCCCCGGCUACAAGCCCACUCAGACGGACAAGAACACCUGUGAAGAUGUAAAUGAGUGUGAGGUCUAUGGAACGUGUCCUCAGGAGUGUCGGAACUCUAAGGGCAGCUAUGAGUGUUUCUGCGCUCCAGGCUUCCGCUCGGUCGGGGAUCAGCAUGGAGUGGAGUGUGCCGCUGAAGGGAACCCUCCAGUCCUGCUGCUGCCUGAUAAUGUACGCAUCCGACGCUUCAACCUCUCCACAGAGCAGUACUCCGAUUAUGUGGACAACGCUGAGCACAUCCAGGCCCUGGACUACCUGUGGGACCCUGAGGGCCUUGGACUCAGUAUCGUGUACUGGACCGUGCUGGGACGCGGCUCUCAGUUUGGGGCCAUCAAGCGUGCAUACAUGACCACGUUUGAUGACCAAGGCAAUAACCCAGUGAAGGAGGUGAACCUGAACCUCAGAUACAUUGCCAAGCCCGAUGGCAUCGCUGUUGAUUGGAUUGGACGACAUAUUUAUUGGACGGAUGCUGGUGCCAAUCGGAUCGAGGUGUCCAAGCUAGAUGGGCGUUACAGGAAGUGGCUGAUCGCCUCUGAUUUGGACCAACCAGCAGCCAUUGUUGUUAAUCCAUCCACUGGAAUGAUGUACUGGACAGACUGGGGCCGGAGGCCUAAGAUUGAGUCGGCCUGGAUGGACGGGCAGCAGAGGCGCAUCCUACUGGACGAGGACCUGGGCUGGCCUACGGGACUGGCUCUGGACUACGUGAACGGGGGACGCAUCUACUGGUGCGACUCCAAGGAGAACAUCAUCGAGUCUAUGACCGCAGACGGCACAGAGAGGAAAAUCAUCCUGUCUGGAGAUAUAGGCAAUCCCUACAGUGUUGACGUUUUUGAGGGCCAUGUGUACUGGACCACUAAGGAGCGUGGAGAGGUGUGGAAGGUGGACAAGUUUGGGAAGGGAGACAAAGUGAGGGUGCUGACAGUGAACCCAUGGCUCACUCAAGUGCGCAUCUACCAGGAGCACAGACACAACCACUCUGUGCCCAACCCCUGCGAGGGCGUGUGCAGUCACCUGUGCCUGCUGCGUCCUGGAGGCUACACCUGCGCCUGCCCCCAGGGUUCCAGUCCUCUGGGUUUCCAGUCCAACGAGUGUGAUGCAGCCAUUGAAGAGGCAGUAGCAAUGCCCCUUGCAUGCAGAUGCAUGAACGGAGGUACCUGCUACAAUGAUGGAGACCAACCGAAGUGCAAGUGUCCAUAUGGCUAUCGGGGCAGUUACUGUGAGAUGGGGAUGUCCAGAGGUGCUCCUGCAGGAACAGCUGUAGCGGUGCUUCUGGCCGUGAUCAUAAUUCUGGUGACAGGAGCGCUGGCGGUGGGAGUCUUCCUCAACUACAAGCGCACAGGCUCCUUCAUCCCCUCAAUGCCAAAGCUGCCCAGCCUGAGCAGUCUCCACAGUCUGGUGAAGUCCAGCGACACGGGCAACGGCGUCUCGUUCCGCUCGGGAGACAAUGUCACCAUGGACCUGGAGCCCCCUCCACUGGGAGUGUCGUUCAUCGACCGCGCCAUGCAGCUGGAUGAGAACUUCACCAACGCAGGACAGCAGCCAAUAACGUUUGAGAAUCCUCUGUAUUCGACUUCUAUUGGCCCAUCUGGUGACCCCGCAGUCAUCCAUGCUACACAGGUGACGGUGAAUGUGAGUGGUGAGCAGAUAGAAAAUAACUUUGAUAACCCGGUGUACCACAGCAAACAACGGGCCGUAGAGGUGAAGAGCACUCCGGUCAGCACCGCCACAACACAGGUUUUUCAGGAGUCCAAGUGGAGCUUCUUCAAAAGAAAACUGAAACCAGGCACAACCUUUGAAAAUCCUAGCUACUCAGAGAUGCAGGAAGAGCAGGGGGCGGGGAAGAGUGGUGGGGACUCGUCCUCCAAUCAGCCACCGCCCUUCGUCCCCCCCAGCAAACCCGUGAAGAAGGAGCGGCCCAGCGCCUUCUCCCCAACUGAGGACACCUUCCAGGACACAGCCAACCUCGUCAAAGAAGACAGCGACGUAUAACCCCACCCCACCCCCCACUUCACCUCAACCCCCCAUGCCCAACCCCCACCCUCUCUUACACAUGGGAAUCAAAGACACACUCUGCUUUGCACAGAAUCUAUUUUUAUACACAGCCUGAGUACAAAAAGAAAUUAAUUUUAAAGAUUAUUUUAAGAAAGACAAUAAAAGAAAAAGAGAAGAAACUACUUUAGAAGUGGAGAGAAAAGAGAGGUCUUUCAUGACGAUGCCUUCUGAUAUUUCUUAUGCCAAUUCUUGUUUUAUGAUUUUUUUUAUUAUUAUUAUUGUGAUGUACUAUAUGUAUAUCUUUGCACUGAUGCUGCUGAGUGAUGUUAUAAAUAUGUUGUAUAUUUGUAAAUUUGAAAGAAAAAAAGAUUUUUGUUGAUAAUAUCUGGAAAAUAGAUGAUUCAUAUUCAUAGUAAUUCAAGAAGAUGCAUAUCUUUUGGAUGAGUUAAGUGCAUUGAGAACAAAAGUAUAUUAUGUGUAACAAAGGUCUAAACAUUCUUCAGUCUAUACUUUGCCACUAAACUAAAACUGGAGACAAAUGCAGUUGGUUUUGCAUAUUUAUAUACCUCAUUUAUGAACUGGAAAAUAGAAAUUGAACAGCGACUGGUCCUCUGCUUGGGAUCAUGUCCUUAAUGGAAAUUUUAGCAAUGUUAAGACUACUGAAUCACAUUGUACCCAAGCCAUGUUUGCACACUUGUCUCUUUUCUAAGUUUCUAAGUGGAAGUCAGAGUCCAGCAUCCAAGCACAGAAUGCCUUAACUGGAUUCUAUUUACGAGCUUGUCUCUUUUCAAGGAUAAUAAUUAGUUAUGUUCUGUCUUGACAUCAUUCAGAGAUGGUAGUCUGUAAAGUUGAUAUCCUUUUGCUCAGGAAGCAAAAGUGCAUGUGUCUAUUUUUACUGGACUGAAACAUAAAUCAUAAAAAGAAAUAACCCCUUACCCUAACUGUCUCAGCUGACCUGAGAUUAAAGUGUUUCACAAAGGGUGAAUAUAUUUUGAUGCAGUGGCCUCUCUGAUAAUAAUCAUGCAAUAAAUGGCCUCUUAAAAACAUGCUAGGCAUUUCUAUUAUGGCCCCGUUGUUGCCCAUGUAGUAUUGUACAAUUAGUCUCCUUUUUGUGGAUGUUGAGACACUUUAAAUACCACAUCCAUUAUGGAUACAGAGAGCAUCAAGUGAGCUGUUUUCAUUGUGGCCUGUGCAUUUUUCCCUGUGAUUUUUGUAUAUUAAUGAUGAGAAGACAAGCAUCCCAAUUUAUAGAUUGUUCUUGAUGCACCUAAAUGUUUGGUUUGUAAUCAGGAAUUGGAAAACAAAUUGAUGCUGCUGAGAAAGAAUCAAAUAAAUGUUUUGUUUU
Messenger RNA from Alosa sapidissima (American shad), 15468 nucleotides. It is a transcript of the gene lrp2a, whose product is annotated as low density lipoprotein receptor-related protein 2a. Gene Ontology annotation, molecular function: calcium ion binding; protein binding. The record is from RefSeq and is a predicted model, not a curated record. Lineage: Eukaryota; Metazoa; Chordata; Actinopteri; Clupeiformes; Clupeidae. Bases 123 to 14120 code for a protein of 4665 amino acids. The transcript has 80 exons.